GUGGUACAGUAGAUAUAACAGUGCAUGAAAUUUCCUCAAAUGGUAGUCUCAGAGAAAUCUACAAAGCUAGUGGCGGUGAUUGGGGUGGAACUAAAGUUGACCAAGCCUUUGAAAAUUUCUUAAUCGAAAUUACAGGAACCGAUGUCGUGAAGCAAUUUAAAGAAAGUGCAAUGGGCGACUAUCUUGAUCUUAUGAAAAGUUUCGAAAUAAAAAAGAGAUCUAAACCUCCUAGACAAGGCGUACAAAGAGUGAUGAUAAAGAUUCCAGCCACAUUAAGAACUAUGAUUAGAAUUGCCGAGACAAGAUACAGGGACGGUACAAGUACUGUUGGUGACAAGCUGAGAUUCAGUAUUGAGAUAAUGAAUUCGUUUUUCAAAGAAUCUAUGGAAAAAAUCGUUGGACACCUUAAAGAACUUUUUAUAAAACCAAAUGUUGACGCAUGCGAUGUCAUACUUAUGGUCGGUGGGUAUUCCGAAUCGUACCUUUUGCAAGAAAAGAUAAAAUCUAAUUUCCCAUCGAAGAAGGUUGUUACCCCCAAUGAGGCGGGUCUAGCUGUACUGAAGGGUGCUGUUAUGUUUGGCCACAAUCCGGCGCUUAUUGCCGAGAGGAAGAUGAAAUUUACGUAUGGAAACGAAACAUUCCCUGGAUUGUUUCAUGCCCAUGUUCGAGAGGGAGACACAGUCAAACUUGGCGAAGAGCAGCCAGAACAAAUUUUUCACCCAGUUUUUCCAUCCCAAACUAAAGCUGAAGUGAACAUCUUUUGCACUAAAGAUCGAAAUCCUGUUCGUGUGGCUGAUGAAGGCUGUAUCAAAUUGGGAACAGUAACCGUACCAAUGCCUGAUACGACAGGUGGCUGCAAUCGUAAAGUCGGUGUAAGUUUUCUUUUCGGGGGAACAGAAAUUGAAGUUAAGAAUGUUAGUGUAAUGUAG
Ruditapes philippinarum (Manila clam) is the source of this 929-nucleotide messenger RNA. RefSeq names its product heat shock 70 kDa protein 12B-like. Lineage: Eukaryota; Metazoa; Mollusca; Bivalvia; Venerida; Veneridae. The record is from RefSeq and is a predicted model, not a curated record. The transcript is spliced from 3 exons. The annotation marks the transcript as partial.